Peromyscus eremicus (cactus mouse) is the source of this 3096-nucleotide messenger RNA. RefSeq names its product CD22 molecule (gene Cd22). The record is from RefSeq and is a predicted model, not a curated record. The transcript is spliced from 13 exons. The coding region runs from base 1 to 2541 and encodes 846 amino acids. Lineage: Eukaryota; Metazoa; Chordata; Mammalia; Rodentia; Cricetidae.
AUGCAUGUCCACUGUCUGUGGCUCCUCCUGAUUCUAGGACACGUGGCUUUGGUUGACUCAUCACAGAAAUGGACUGUUGAACGUCCCCAAACCCUCUUCGCCUGGGAAGGAGCCUGCGUCUGGAUUCCUUGCAAGUACAAAACGCCAACAAAGAGUUCUCUGGACAAGGUCUUGCUGUAUCACAAUUACGACUUUGACGAUCGUACCCGGGAUUUCAAGGGGAAUGUCCUCUAUAAUAACACCAAGAUUGAGUCACCCCCUUCUGAGCAAGGAAGGGUAACAUUCUGGGGAAACAGAGAAAAUAACUGUUCCCUGGAAAUCCACCAGAUACGGAUCACUGACAAUGGGAAGCUGGGGUUGAGGAUGAUUUCAGGCGAUGACAAGUGGAUGGAGCACCUUCACCUCAAUAUCUCCAAGACACCCUUCUCACCUUACAUCCGGAUGCCAUCAGAAAUCCAUGCAUCCCAAAGUGUCACUCUGACCUGUGGACUGCAUUUUGCCUGCUCUCGGUACCACAUUCACUUCAAGUGGUCCCUGGAAGAGCCUGAAAUCACCUCCAUCACCUCCAUCACCUCUGCCACCGAUUCUACACAAAAUGUCUACACAGGGAGCGAGCUCACCUUCCAACCAGAGUGGAAGGACCACAGAAAGAAUGUGACGUGCCAAGUCUGGAACUCUACGCAAAUGCUCUCUAAGAACACAGUGCGUCUGGAUGUUAAACACAUCCCGCAGCUGACGAUCGAGGUCACUUCCAAAGAGGUCAAGAAGGGUGACUCUGUGACCAUGACAUGCCAGGUUAUCAGCAGCAACCCAGAACGCAGGACAGUGUCCUGGGUCAAGGAUGGGCGGACCCUGCAGGAACAGACGCUCACACUAACUCUGCAAUCAGUGACCAAGGACAUGAGUGGGAAAUACCGUUGCCAGGCUUCCAACGACCUGGGCCUAGGACAAUCGGAAGAAGUGGCCCUUACGGUGCUGUUUGCUCCGGAACCCUCCAGGGUUCACAUAUACAGUCCGCCGGCUGAAGAAGGAAAGUCAAUAGAGCUGAUUUGUGAGUCACUGGCCAGUCCGAAAGCAACGAACUACACCUGGUACCACAACAGAAGACCUGUGCUUGGAGAGACACAAGAGAAGCUCCGGAUCCCUAAAGUCUCCCUGAGGCAUGCUGGGAAAUACUCUUGCGUGGCACAGAACCUCCUGGGUCCUGGAGAGAUAGAGGAGGAAGCUGAGCUGGAUGUCCAGUAUGCCCCCAAGGCGGUAACCACAGUGAUUCAAAACCCCACACCGAUUCGGGAAGGAGAUAGUGUGACCCUGGCCUGUAGCUACAACUCCAGCAAUCCUGAAGUCACCUACUAUCAGUGGAGCCCUCAAGGUUCUGGGAAUGAGAUCUCGCUUGGAGUGCUGAGGAUUCAGAAAGUUGCAUGGGACUCCACGCCCAUCAGCUGUGCCGCCUGUAAUAACCAUUGGUGUUCGUGGGCCGCGCCCGUCAGCCUGAAUGUCCACUAUGCCCCCAGAGCGGUGAAGGUCCUGAAGGUGAGCCCCUCAUCAGAGAUCCAUGCUGGGCAGCACGUCAUCCUCCAAUGCAACUUCUCCGGGAGCCACCCCCCAGAGGUCCGCAUCUCAUGGAAGAAGAAUGGGAGUCUUGUGCAGGAAGGGAAAGAGCUGAGCUUCAGCUCCAUCUCCCCAGAAGAUUCUGGAAAGUAUAACUGCAUGGCCAGCAACUCCAUUGGAGAGACUCUGUCGAAGGCCUGGGACCUCCGAGUGCUGUAUGCUCCUCGGAGGCUGCGCGUGUCGAUUAGCCCCGGGAACAGCAUCAUGGAAGGGAAGAAGGCCGUCUUGUCCUGUGAGAGUGAUGCCAACCCGCCCGUCUCGCAGUAUGUCUGGUUGGAUUCCAGCGACCGAGACCUCCCCUUCUUCAGCCAGAAGCUGAGCCUGGAGCCCCUGAGGGUCCAGCACACUGGCUCUUACCGCUGCCAAGGGAUCAACCAGCUAGGCAUGGGCGAGUCACCGCCCAGCGCGCUCACUGUCUACUAUAGCCCAGAGAGCAUCGGCAAGAGGGCUGCCUUGGGACUAGGGUUCUGCCUGGCUGUCUGCAUCCUGGCUAUCUGGGGGAUGAAACUCCAGAAAAAAUGGAAACAGAAUCAGAGCCAGCAGGGGCUUCAGGAAAAUUCCAGUGGCCAGAGCUUUUUUGUAAGGAAUAAAAAGACUAGAAGGACCCCUCUGUCCGAAGGCCCCCAGUCCCAGGGCUGCUACAACCCGGCGAUGGAUGACAGUGUUAGUUACGCCAUCUUGCGCUUUCCGGAGACUGACACGCCCAGAGUCGGUGAUGCGGAGACCUCAGGAGCACAGGGUCCUUCUCCAAACAACGAUGACACAGUUACUUACUCGGUGUUACAGAAGCGUCAUGUGAGUGACUAUGAGAAUGUGACACCAAGCCAUCCUGAGGAUGACAGCAUCCACUACUCAGAGCUGGUUCAGUUUGGGGCUGGGAAGCGGCCUCAGGCAAAGGAAGAUGUGGAAUACGUGACCCUCAAGCACUGAGGUUGGAAGUAGCUGCCGCGGAAGGUUCUGGAACCUAAGAGAGACCUGUAACUUCUUUGGCUGCUUCAGCUCAGCUGCCAAGUCACCUACAACUUCUAAGGCCACUCCCUGAGCACACACUUGGGUUGCAUGCCCUCACAAUCAUUUAAAAACCUUGAGUCUGGCGAGAACCAGCCAGCAUUCUCUGCACUGGUCAUUGUCACCCCACACUGUACAAUGUCCCCUUCUCCAACCCUGGCCAUCUGCCACCAUCCACCUCAUCCUGAGCCUCACUUCAGCUAGAUGUGUUCCUGCUGUGACCAGUUGGGAUUGUCACUAACAUUUCUUCUUCUCUGUCCCCUUGAUGCUCCCACCCCCCCUCACUAAUCUUAUUACCCACAUUUCUGGUCCUGGAGAGAAAUCCCCAGGGAGGGCAGAAGUAAGGAAACAAGAGGCACUGUCCUCAGCUGCCUUUUCUCAUACGAACAUGUCUACCAGGAAGUCAGGCCUUCCGUGGAGAUGGUGCCUUCCCUCAGGGGUCCUGGGCACUGGGCAGGCAGGAUACCAUGGACCUAU